AUGGUGCUGGGACACCAAAUUCUCUGCCUUGCAGUUGGCUUGGCCGCCCUGCCUUGGCUCGCACAAGCCGCGGAGGCGGCAUGCUACUGCCCACGCCCUGAAGUCCCGGCGUCCCUCCGUGCUGGGUCACGCCCCCCGUCAUUUGUUCCUGUCACAGGCCUCCCACAGCGCGACUACGGAGUCGACUUCCGCACUCCGUCAUCUGCCGGCCUCACCGACUACUGGCGCACCUCGAGCAGCUCCAACAUCACACACGAUGAUCGCGGGGCUGGACUGCAAUAUGUAAACCGACAUGACGCGCCCCAGCUCGAGACCGGCUUUUACAUCUGGUACGGCCGCGUCGACUUUGACCUGCAGGCCGCCCCAGGCAGGGGCGUCAUAACCUCGGCCGCGCUCAAGCCUGACCGCGGUGAGGGUGUCCAUUGGGGCUGGUCGGGCAACGACUUCGGGCAAGAUGAAGGCAUUGUGCAGACCGACGUCCGCAACGGUGGCGCGACGGGCGGUACGGGCCCUCGCAUCUGGGGGGUCGUUGACAACCCUCAAGGCUCGGUGCACACCUACUCUAUCGACUGGACGCCCGAGAGGAUCGACUGGCUGAUCGAUGGCCACCUUGUGAACACGCGACUUGCCGCCGACGCCGAGAAGGAUGGCGAUCCCUUCCCGCAAACGCCCUCCAGGGUUCAGUUCGGAGUCUGGGCUGGCGGCGACCCGUCCAACGGCCGCGACGUCGUUGAUUGGGCCGGCGGCCAAACGGAUACCCAGGGCGGGCCGUACACGGCGUACCUGCGCAACGUCUCCGUCACGAACUACAACCCAGCCGGAAACUACGAGUACGCAAAGAACGCAGAAGGCAUGAAGAGCGUCAGGCCUACCAACAACACGGCCCGCGCCGGGUCCGGAGGCAUCCAGUCCCUGGGGGCCAACAACCCGUCGAGACAGCCACUGUUGGUGGGCCUCCCUAGAAGUGAACGAGGAGCCUGCGGCGCCGAUGUCGGCAUGAGCUGCCAAGGCAGUGCCUUUGGCGAGUGCUGCUCGCGCUACGGCUACUGCGGCAGCUCGGCGGACUUUUGCGGCGCGGGGUGCCAGUCUGCAUAUGGAUUAUGUUCGCGGCCCAGCUUGUUCAACCAGGCCAACACGCCCGACCUGGAUCGAAACCCGGUCACGAGGAUUGUCAACCCCAACUGGCCCCAGAGCACGGCCGCUGUCUCGCUGCCGUCUGGGAGACGAGGAGAUAGGCAGAGCGCGUUCAGGACGGGCGCCGUCUCAACUCGGAGGGUGGUGUCCUUCCCGAACCCUGCGUCCUCUUUGUCAGGGACUCCAACAACUGGACCCAACGGUCCCCACAGACCGGCGAGGCUGCCGUUCUCGAGAGGCGGCCAGGGGGCUGCUCCCGUCAUGCCCACCACGAUCAGUGGUGCCAAUACGGCUAGCGCGGGUCCGGACGGCGCGCCCCCCUUGGCGACCCACACGAGCAUCAACGGUCGUCGCCCCUGGUGGUUUUUUCCGCCAUCGGGAACGGCGACACGCUCCGUUAUUCGCCCACAGAGAACUUCCGGCGUUCCGAGGAGCAGGGGCAGCACCCGCCGUGGCCCCCUAAGGGCAUCGAGGACAAGAGACAGCACGUUUUCUCGCCCUCCAAGGACUUCCGGCCCCUCGAGGACAAGAAACGGCGCCUUCUCUCGUCCUACAAGGGCUCCUGGCUCGGGGACAACCGAAUCCGGCGCCGGCGGCAUCCCCAUGGGAGCCUCCGCAGAGACCUCUCUUCCAACCUCCUCGGAUACCUCUCCCGCCCCGAGUACCUCUUCGGAUAUUUCUCCCGUCCCGAGUACCUCGGUCGGCAGCAGCUCCAGGCCGCGUCCCUUGCUAGGUGCUAGACCAGAGGCGGCGGACCUGGGAUCAAACAACGCGUCGGGAGCCAACAACGACGCUGCGGCCGGAUCUAACAACGGUAUCGCAAGCCCAGAUGUUGCCUCGGCUUCCAGCAGCACUGGCUCCGACACUCUUGCUCCAGACGCCACAACUGCCAGCGCAGGUGAUGCCACAUCCACCACCGCUGAAGCCACGAGCACUACAUCCGGAGAUCUUACAGCGUCUGGUCUCGAUGGCGCCACAGCCACAACUCUUGAGACCGUGGCAGUCGCCGCCUCUGAGGACGCGGCGACUACUGCUAGCUCUGGGGAUUCAGCGCUUAGUACCUCUGAACUUGAGACAACCAUUAGGCCUGCGGGAGCAACGGUCACUGCCUCCGAGACUACGACUGAGACUACCUUUGAGGACGCGGCAGCCGCUAGUUCCGGAGAUGCUGCGGCAGCCGCUAGCUCCGGAGAUGCUGCGGCAGCCGCUAGCUCUGGAGAUGCCGCAACAGCCACUAGCCCCGGAGAUGCCGCGGCAGCCGCCAGCUCCGGAGAUGCUGCGGCAGCCGCUAGCUCUGGAAAUGCCACGACAGCCACUAGCUCCGGAGAUGCCGCGGCCGCGGCCUCCGAAGGGCCCGAGACAACCCCUGUCCUUGGAACGGCGACAGUCCCUGUCUCUGAGGCAGCGACAGCUACCAGUGCCGAGGGGGCUACAGAUAGUGCCAUCGAUGCUACGCCUCCGGCCGCGGACGCUUCUCCUACGGACGCUUCCUCUACAGGAAACCCGUCCUUUUCGGAGACAGAGGCCCCUUCUUCAGAGACAGCAUCCCUUUCAGACGGCUCCACGGGCUCUCCCGCUUUAGAUCCAGCAACUGCCACCACAGUAUCGACGGAGCCAUCUGGAGAGCAGACAGGAUCUUCCGGUUCGGAAUCUGCAGCUUCCCCUUCGCAGCCUGGCGCAUCCUCGGAGGAGCCUGCACCGCCUGUCACCUCUUCAGACUCCUCCUCUUCAAGCCCAUCGGCCCCUCCCACAGACCCCGAAUCUCCUUCGGGAGCCCUCACUUCCUCCACGGAAACCUCAUCUCCUUUGUCAGAUCCCUCGUCCUCUCCGGAGCCUUUGGCCCCCUCAUCGGAACCUCCGUUCCCCACCUUCCCAGAUCCUCUAUCGUUUCCUUCCAACAGCGGAUCCAACGCAAGCGACACUGUUGCGCAGCCCGAACCUCAAUCUAACCAGCCUGCGGGCCCUACUGCCAAUGGCGAGAGUAUCAGCGGCGCUCAGACACCGUCUUCGUUGCCGGGGACAACACCCACCUCCAUUCCAACCUCGGAAUCUUCAGUAUCCGAUGAUCUGCCGUCCUCGUCUGGCACUGUGCCGCAGAGCAGCCCAAGCUCGCCCAACGACUCUACUACUGAGCCAACUUCACUAUCAAGCGAUGCACCAAGCGCUUCCACCAACUUGCGGGCAGACAGCACCCAAACAGUAACCUCGUCGGCGUCGGCUACUUCCAGUAGCUCAGUCUCAGAUGCCUCGCCGCCGAAUCCAACUGCAACGAGCAACGCCGACAGUGGCCCGUCGCCCGCGAACACACCUUCAUUCAAUCCUCUGGGCUUCCCCAUUGGCGGGCCGGCAAGUUUAAACGCAGGGGCGAGUAAUGCGCAGGCUGACGGUGCUGGGGCUUCCGUCGACACUCAGCCAAGCAACCCGCCAGACAACUCUGGAGCAAGCAGUACUGUUUCAAGCAGCGGCACCCAGACAGGCACAGGGAGCGUGGAGGGAAGCAGCAGUCAAGCGACCACCCAGACGGAUGCUACUCAGACAAGUACCCCCGGUGCAGCUGGCACACAAACGAGCGCCACUGGAGCGGCCACGGAGAGCAGCGCUCAAGAGAAUGCACAGGGAGGCAACACUCAAGUGAGCGCCCAGCCCGGCGGCGCAGAAACGGCCAGCCCGGCAACGGGGGGUUCUCAAACGAGUGGGGCCCAGGCAAGCGCCACGCAGAUUAGUGUCACUCAGCCAAGCAGCACUCCAGAAAGCAGUACUCAGAGUACCACAUCUGGCCCCCUUGCCGGCGGCACUUUGACCGGUGUCACUCAGCCAAGCAGCACUCCAGAAAGCAGCACUCAGAGUACCACAUCUGUUACCCUUGCCGGCGGCACUUUGACCAGUGAUACUAUUGUCGUCAAUGCUUUGGCAGGCGGCUCGUCAAGUAGUGGGACGGGGAGCAGUUCCACGAGUGAAAGUUCGGCAACUAGCAGUGCGUCGACGGACAGCGCGUCUACCAGUAGCAGCACCUCAACCAGCGUAACAAGCAGUGCGGCAACUACCGGGACUGGGACUGGGACCGGAACCACUUCCGCCGUACCGUUGGCGACCAGCUCCCAGACAAGCAGCACCCAGACAAGUAGCACCUCGGCAAGCGUUUCGCUACCCAGCACAACGGCUAGCACUUCGACUAUUAACACGGUCAUAUUCAAUGCCUUGGAUGCCUUGUCCAGCGCUUUGUCGAGCAGCACUACAGCUAGCAGUUCAGCCAGCAGCACAUUAUCGACGAGCACGAGCAGAGCCAUAACCACUAGCACUUCUACGAGCAGCACUUUUACGAGCAGCACUUCUACGAGCAGCAGCAGUAGCUCGUCUAGCAGGGCGUCGACAAGUAGCACCGCCACGCCCAGCUCGACAACGUCCACCACGGCGACGGCGAUAGCGACAACGUCGACGACGUCGACGACGCCCCCGGUGACGGCCGCGCCGGCGACGACGCCGUCGACCUCGCCCACGACGGCGACGGCCUCGAUGACGACGGCGGCGUGCUACCGCGGGGCCAACACGGGGUGCCACGCCGACAACUGCAUCCGCGCCAUGAGGAGCGACCGGAACAAGCUCGUUGCGGGCCUGUUCUGCGCGGCGUGGAGCGGCGCCAUGGCGGGGUUACCGACCUACCUCAGCAGCUGCGAGGGCAACGCCACCAUGAUCGCCAUCUCGUGCUGCUGCGUCUUCGGCACGGGCCCGUCGCUGCUCAGCGGCAUCCUGCCGCGCGGGGAGGGUGCGGCGCCGACGCCGACGCCCCCGGACGAGGGGCUGGCGGUGCUGCCGCGGUCGGCCGUCGUCGUCGCGGGAGAGGACGGCCGGCCUGUCGGGCUCAACCCCUGGCAGAGGCUGUCGGUCUGGCUGGUCGGCCAGGAGCGUCGGAGGCAGGGCAUCAGCGGCGUUGAGGAUGGCGGUGGUGGGGGCGAUGGUGCGAGUCAAAGCAGGGAAACACGGGCGGCGGUUGUCUCUCGCGAAGCAAGGGAGAGGCGGAAGGUGAAGGACAAGGAGUAGUUGUCGCCUGUUGUAUUAUCCAGCAUGUUUUCCUGUAAUUCUUUUUGCACUAUCCACUGUAAUAUUUCCUUGCCCGUUUCUUUGCGCAAUUCCUCGGCGUUUUAGACCUUUUGUUUUGAGACCUUUUGUAUUUCUGUACGUAUCAGCGAGGCCGAUUUGGUUCAUUCAGCAUUCACAGUAUUUUUUAGGGCUGUCGCUUGUCGCAACGCGCCCUAUCCAACCGGCUAGAUUUGAAAUCAUUAAUCCCUGAACGGCAGACACGGC
Molecule: messenger RNA, 5436 nt
Organism: Gaeumannomyces tritici R3-111a-1
Lineage: Eukaryota; Fungi; Ascomycota; Sordariomycetes; Magnaporthales; Magnaporthaceae
Exons: 5
Coding region: 1-5172 (1723 amino acids)
Biological process (GO): carbohydrate metabolic process
Molecular function (GO): hydrolase activity, hydrolyzing O-glycosyl compounds; chitin binding
Source: RefSeq, a predicted model, not a curated record